CUCAAGUAUUUGUAAGUGGAAUGUGACCUUUAGCAUUUUAACAAAGCAAUUAUUUUGCAUUGGCUCAAAAACAAGCACUUUGUGUGAUUUAGAUGAACUGUCAAAAUUGUUGACAUGGCAGACUGGACUAACAGAAGAAAUGGAACCGGUCGCACCGAGGAGAUGUUGGACACAGAGAACCAGUCACGUGUGGAAGGGCUGGCUGGAAAGAUCUCCAGGUUAAAAGGGCUUGCCCUGGAUAUUGAGAGUGAAACCAAGGAUCAGAACAGAUACAUGGAUGAUCACAUGAGCGGUGAAUUCGACAGCAGUCAAGGUCUUCUCACAGGAAGCAUGAAUAGGAUCAACCACAUGGUUACUGCUGGGAAGGGAAAUCGCAAACUCAUGUGCUAUAUCAUUCUAGGACUUGUGGUGUUGUUCUUCCUUUCAUAUUAUCUCAUAUCAAAAGUGACUGGCGGAUGAAAAAUGAUUUUACCAUCAGUAUUCUGGAUAACCUGGGCUUAAUGCAUGUGCGGACAGCUUGUCCCAGACUCCACACAGGCUUAUCAGUGACACCACUCUCCGCUUGUAUGGCAUUUUUGUUUCAGGGGAGUUUCUUCUUAAUGGAAAUUAAGCGUUGGAGGAAAGUGUCGCACUUUAUUAGCCUGUGUGGACUACACAGGCUCAUCUGGGACGACACAUUUAGCACAUGUAUUGAACCCUGUGGACUACACAGGCUCAUCUGGGAUGGCACAUUUAGCAAAUGUAUUGAACCCUGUUUUUCCAGAAUAAGACUCAUACCAUCUUGAUUUGUCAUAGUAGUCUUUUAGUGUGUACACUUGAGGGCAACAGUUUUUGCUGGUUUCUCAUGAUUUAAGUCUGUGCUUCACAUAUUUUUAUUCUUUACAUGUUCUACAAUUUAAAGAAUAAAGAAACUUAGCUUGGAUUACAUUAAAAUAAGAAUUUCAUGGAAUUUGCUGAAGGUUUCAGGAUAUUUAAUUUUCAUUUUUGUUUUUCAUAUCUCAGUAUUUCUCUUGCUGUAAUUUUGCUAUUUUCGAAGGGAAUGUAAACUUUGAUACCAGGUUUUGAAUAUCACUGGUGCUGAUGUUUUAAGAUCUUUUGAUCAGCUUUCAUGCGUCACUGUAGUGUAAAUAUGUCAAAACAGUAUACAGUAAUAGAGUCGGGUUGAAACGGAUGUAUUGGGGAAUCGUUCGAGUCGGGAUUUUACUAUCUGUGAGGAAAAGUUUUAAAACAAACAAUAUAAAAAAUAUAUUUUUAAAUGACUGGGGGAUUUUUUUGAAGAGUCGUAGCGCACCAAAUGACGUCUUUUGACGCUGUUUUUCUUUGAGGUAUAACGCACCACAGAACGUGAAUUGACACGUUAAAUUUUAAAAAAAAUUCAACGUCGGCAGGGGACACCCCUCCCGAACCCACCCCCGGGGCGCCUGAACAAAUUCCUGGGGAAGGCACUGCAAAACAUGUCUCAUAAUUUUGUUGAUAUGGUGUAAUUAAAUUUCAAGUCUGAAUAUAAAGGAUCAUAGAAUUCUGUUUAUGAACUCUCAGUAGCUUGCACUUAAUUGAGCCUCAGAUGGGGAAAACUGGACUAAAUACAUGUUCAGAAAGUGUCACACCAGACUAUCCAGUGCAGUCCAUAAGGCUAAUCAUGGAUGACACUUUCCUCACUGAAAUUCCAAAAAGGCAAAUAGUGUCUUUAAUAAGGCUGUUUUGUAACUUCACAGGCUAAUCUUGGACGGCACUAUGCACAUGCAUUAAGCCCAGUUUUCCCCAGAACAAGGCUCAAAUUAAAACAAUACUUCAGAAACGUUCUGAAGCAAGUUAUACACUGGAAUAAGAUAAGGAUCAACAUCAUAAUACAUCUGGAUUUAAUCCUAUGUUUAUGUGAUUUCUUUUUUGUCUGUUUUCAUUUCUGUACAUGUAUUGUUUAAAUAUCAAAUUUUUUAACCUAAACCAUUUAUGACAAUAUGAUGGUAGUUAUUUGUGGUAUGGUAUCUUAAACUUGACUGAGUCCCUGGAAAACCUGCUUCAUAGUCAAAUUUAACUCCAAAGUGUUACCUUGACCUCUUGGGUAGAGAGGCAGGUUUAACACAAGAUAUUCCUUUUCCUCAUAGUAUCCCUACUUCUCAUAGUAUCAGCCCUCCUCAUUGAAAACCCCUUCAAAAGUGCUGGACAGUAAAAGUUUGCUCAUUUUUAGAAGUUUUUAUUUAUUUGCUGUGUAUUAAUAUCUAUUAUGACGAUCUUUAUUAUGAGUUGACAUAAUUGUGUUAGUUUGUUUUUGGUUUAUUAGUAGGUUUAUCAAAUGUUUUCUAAGCCAUUUAUUUGUGAAAAAAUGAUUAAAGAGAAACAUGAACAAGGGUUUCCUUUUGCAAAUACGAAACUAUUUAUAGAACAAGGGCUGUUUGUAAUACAUGCAUGACCCCCAUAUGGGCUGUCAGUUGUAGUGGCAGCCAUUGUGUGAAUACUUUUUUUGUCACUAAGACCUUGACCUUUGACCCAGUGACCUGAAAAUCAAUAGGGAUCAUCUGCCAGUCAUGAUCAAUGUACCUAUGAAGUUUCAUGAUCCUAGGCCUUAUUAUUCUAGAGUUAUCAUCAGGAAACCAUUUUACUGUUUCGAGUAACUGUGACCUUUGACCUAGUGACCUGAAAAUUAUUAGUGGUCAUCUGCCAGUCAUGAUCAAUGUACCUAUGAAGUUUCACGAUCCUAGGCGUAAGCAUUCUUGAGUAAUCAUCCGGAAACCAUUUUGCUAUUUCGAGUCACUGUGACCUUGACCUUUGACCUAGUGACCUGAAAAUCAAUAGGGGUCAUCUGCCAGUCAUUAUCAAUGUACCUAUGAAGUUUCAUGAUCCUAGGCGUAAGCAUUCUUUAGUUAUCAUCCGGAAACCAUUUUACUGUUUCGAGUCACUGUGACCUUAACCUUUGACCUAGUGACCUGAAAAUCAAUAGGGGUCAUCUGCAAGUCAUGAUCAAUGUUCCUAUGAAGCUUCAUGAUCCUAGGCGUAAGCAUUCUUGAGUUAUCAUCCGGAAACCAUUUUACUGUUUCGAGUCACUGUGACCUUGACCUAGUGACCUGAAAAUUAAUAGGGGUCAUCUGCCAGUCAUGAUCAAUGUUCUUAUGAAGUUUCAUGAUCCUAGGCGUAAGCAUUCUUGAGUUAUCAUCCCGAAACCAUUUUACUGUUUUGAGUCACCUUGACCUUUGACCUAGUGACCUGAAAAUCAAUAGGGGUCAUCUGCCAGCCAUGAUCAAUCUACCUAUGAAGUUUCAUGAUCCUAGGCCUUAGCAUUCUUGAGUCAUCAUCCGGAAACCAUUUUAUUAUUUCGAGUCACUGUGACCUUGACCUUUGACCUAGUGACCUAAAAAUCAAUAGGGGUCAUCUGCCAGUCAUGAUCAAUGUACCUAUGAAGUUUCAUGAUCCUAGGUCUAUGCGUUCUUGAGUUAUCAUCCGGAAACCAUCUGGUGGACGGACCGACCGACAUGUGCAAAACAAUAUACCCGUCCUUCUUCGAAGGGGGGGGGGGGCAUAAAAAGAAAAUGUGCAUAGUAACAAACCUUAGCAACCAAUGAGAAGGGCUGAUACUAUAAGAAACAAUGUACAUGUUACUGAUUACUACAUGGGUCUAAGUCUUGCCAGUAUUUUGGCAAAACAUUACAGAUUUUAAUGCAGUUUUUGUUGUUAAGUCCAAGUAUACACAUUAAACUAUAGAAUGACGUA
Molecule: messenger RNA, 3705 nt
Organism: Dreissena polymorpha
Lineage: Eukaryota; Metazoa; Mollusca; Bivalvia; Myida; Dreissenidae
Product: BET1-like protein
Exons: 4
Coding region: 115-459 (114 amino acids)
Biological process (GO): regulation of retrograde vesicle-mediated transport, Golgi to ER; retrograde transport, endosome to Golgi
Cellular component (GO): Golgi trans cisterna; SNARE complex
Molecular function (GO): SNAP receptor activity
Source: RefSeq, a predicted model, not a curated record